CCACGCUGCCCACGCCCCCGCUGCGUCUCCAUCUUCCCAUCCAUCGCAUCACACCCAGCACCUCCAUCCCACACCUCGCCCUCCUCGCGGCACCCACUCUCAGAGCGCACGCCCGCGCUCCUCGCCGGCGCACUCCGUCGUCUGCGAAGCGUGUCCGCGUCGCGCUCCCGACUCUCCAUCCGCCUGCUCCACGCCGCACGCGCACCUCAGCGCCGCGCGCGCAAGCCCUCCGCCCCGUCCUUUGUGCGCUCGCCAUCGCUCCAGGCCCGCGCGCGGCUCGCUGCCGUCGCCGCCACUCCUCCGCACACCACUGCUGCGGCUGCGGCGGCCACCAGCAUCCCUAUCGCACCACGCACCACGCCGCGCGCGCGCCCGCCAUGUCCAAGCUGCCGCCGCAGUCGCUGUGGAGCCGCGCCGCGAGCAAGCCGGCGCCGCGCCUGCGCACUGCCCUCGCGGCGCACCAUGCCGCCACGCGCCAUGCAAGUGCGGCAUCGAGCGUCGCCUUCAUGCCCAGCGGCGGCAGCGCGCCGCUGCUGCUCAUGCCCAGCGACGUGCCCGACGUGCCCGGCGCCGUGCUGGCGCCGUACUGCGGGCCGCAGCCGCUGGCCGUCGUCGAGGCCUGGGAGCGCGGACAGCUCGUGCUGAGCAGCAACAGUGGCACCAGCCAAAGCAGCGUGGCGUCCGGCAGCAACGUCGCCAGCACGAGCGGCAGUAGCAGCAGUGCAGCAGUGGUGCAGCUCCACGUCAAUCCGCGCGCCUCGGCUGCACUGCUGGCGCCCAUCCCGAUGCGCCGCUACUUCUCCACCUCCUUCGCCGCCGCAUCGCACGGCGGCAUCAGCACAAGCAGCGGCGCCGCGCCUGUGCCGCUGCCCACCGCAGCGAGCGGCAAGCGCGCGGUACGCACCAGCGAGGCCUCGUCCGGCGGCUUCCUCGAGCCUGCGCCGCUUGCCGGCCGGCCGGGCACCAUGGACACGCUGCACAUUCGUCUCGCCGAGCUGGCUGUCGGCUCAACGCGCAGCGGCCACCGCAGCGGCGGUGCCGGUGGCUCCGGCUGGAGCUACGGCGGCUCGACGGCCAUGGGUGCUGCGCGGCUGUCCGCCGCACUGCCGCCCGAGGUCGCCACGGUCAUCGGGCAGGACAUCGUGGCUGCGCCAUCGUCUGGCUCCUCAUCCACCGCCAGCUCGCCCAACUUGACGCCACCCGCCUCGCCGGGCCCACAGCAGGCACUGCAGGCGCGCAGCGAGUCGCUGCCGAGCAGCAGCACGCAGCCGCCCACGGGCCGUGCCACGCUUGAUGCGCUCGCAUCGCGUGCUGCCUUAUCAACAUCACCGCCGCCCGGCGUGUCAGCGCCCGUCUCCUCGGACGCGCCGCUCACGCUGCCGUCGGACUGGGAGGGGCAGUUCCGUGCGCCGCGCUCACAGCGCCACGCCUACACUUUCGAGCACGGCGCUUUUGGCAUUCCCAAGCGGCAUCCGCUCUCCUCCGUGCGCACGCGUCGGCCCAACUCCGAGCCUGCACCCGCGCCUGCGCCGCGCAGUCGGCUGGCGCAGGCCGCCGACUUCCUCACGGGCGCUGCGCCGCCCGCGCAGGGACCUGGGCCGAUCGACGGCGAAGAGGCACGGCGUGCGGCGCUCAGCGGCGGCAGUACGGCCGAAGGCAAGGAGGCCUUUCUCUCCACCGCCGACGUCGAGGCAGACGUGGCGCAGCUGGCUGACGGCAAGGAGCUGCUGCUGCGCAAGAGCCGCAUCCGCGAUGCCUCGGGCCAGAUCGUGCGUGAGCGGCUGCGCAGCGUGCAGGUCGGCGAGGAUGCGUACUUCCUGCGGCCGGACUCGCUCGGCGUGGCUGACGGCGUCGGCGGAUGGGCGUCGCGGCCUGGCGCUGAUCCGGCGCUCUUCUCGCGCCUGCUGAUGCACUUCUGUGCCGUCGAGCUGUCGCGCUACGACCAGCUCUCGGCCGCCGAGCUCGAUGCCAACGACGGCUCUCUGCUAGCGGCGUGGUCGGCCGUGGACCCUGUCGAGGUGAUGCACCAUGCCUGGGAGCGCUGCGUUCGUGCUUCGCGGCGCGAGGGCAUUCUCGGCUCCUCGACGGCGCUCAUUGCGCUGCUGCGAGGCGACGAGCUGCGCAUUGCAAACGUAGGCGACUGCGUCUUGCUCAUCAUCCGUGCUGGCGACUUGCUCUUCCGCUCCGAAGAGCAGCAGCACUCCUUCAACUUUCCCGUGCAGCUCGGCAUGAUGGGCGAGACGGCCGCCUCGAUGGACCGCCGGCGCCGCGAGGGCAAGAAGAAUGCGGCGCGCGAAGGCGCCGUCGGCACGUCGGACGAGGAGGACUACGACGAGCUGGAGAGCGUCCCGCGUCGUGCGCGGCCCGAGCCGGCACGCGCUGGCCUCGACGUCGGCAGCGCUGGCGCCGCAGCGGCCGAGGGCGAGGAGGAUGCGGGCGAGGAGUGGGACGAGCCGCGUCGCGAUGCCGGGCGCUACACGGUCAAGGUGCAGCGCGGCGACAUCAUCGUCGUGGGCUCCGACGGGCUGAUGGACAACUUGUUCGACGAGGACAUCCUCGAGGAGGUGCUGCGCUUUGCGCCGUGGCCGCCGCGCUCCAACACCUCGUCGCCCGACGCCUCCGGCUCAUCGCCAUCCCGCGGCGCGCAGCAGGCGCCCGAGCCACUGCCGAGCGACUUUAGCCCGCAGCUCGUCAGCGAGGCUCUCUGCUCGCGCGCCAAGGCCGUCUCCGAGGACAGCCGCGCCGUUAGCUCGCCAUUCCAGCAGCGUGCUGUCGAAGAAGGCCUGCACUACGUCGGCGGCAAGCACGACGACAUCAGCGUGCUCGUCGCCGUCAUCGGCGAGCGCCGCAACGAGGCCGACGUCCCGGUGCCCAGCCUCACCUCUGCCACCGCCAAGGCAUGAUGCCUCUGGCGUGUGACUCUCGCCUCGCCUCACCGCAAGCCUCGCCUUCCUCUGCCGCUCUCUCCCGGCUCCAAACACUGAUGACCACUCUCUCACGUCCCGCACACACACACACACUGCUCCCACGGUUACCUCUCUCCCGCUGACACCCUCCAUCGCCCGCGUCCUUGUUGCUCCACCUUGUCUCGCGUUCCCCUACACCUGCGCUACCCGACCCCGUUCCCGCGCCUGCGGCCUGUACGAAUAGAGCGACCCUCAGAUCUCAAACGAGGCAUGUGCAUCACG
Tilletiopsis washingtonensis is the source of this 3188-nucleotide messenger RNA. RefSeq lists its product as hypothetical. Lineage: Eukaryota; Fungi; Basidiomycota; Exobasidiomycetes; Entylomatales. The coding region runs from base 378 to 2903 and encodes 841 amino acids. The transcript is spliced from 3 exons. The record is from RefSeq and is a predicted model, not a curated record.